AUGCCGGCAUUCCAAGCAAUAAACCUCGAGCCAGAGGAUAAUAUUGACGAGCAAAUCGACACCACCAAAGAGAUCCAUGUCGACGAAGCUCUCAAGCGAUUUCAGCAUGCAUUAAAGCUCCAUGCGCAAGGCCCACGAUCACGCGAAGCCGCUGAAGCCGCAUAUAACGAACUCUUUGAAUCCGAAAUCUUCAAAUACCGGGAAGCCAAAACCGACUACGAGCGAGCAGAGCGAUACGCGGAUGGCCAACCAGAGGUAUCCAACUUGGACCCCUCCCUCACAGAUGGGGGACUUGAUGUGGACGCUGGAGGAGCAGAUGGUGUAGCAGCAAGCUUGGCCCAGGCACUCUACUUAUCGUACAAAAACUAUGGCCAAUUCUUCGUCGACAAAUUUAAGGACGCAUCGACUUCAGAUACAGCAUGGAAGGAAAAGGCCCAACUAAAAUACCACGACGAUGGACGCAAGGUUUUGGAUAGCUGGAUGACCGCACUGGAUCAAGAUCCAUCAGACCCGGAGCUUUGGAGAAAGGCUGCUCGUUUUGCUGGCGCGAUCAACAGCAACCGCAUUAAGCGGUACUGCCUUGAGGCCGCGAUUGAGUUGGACGACGAUCCUGCUGUGAUGGAACUUGACCCUCCGUCAUUAGCAGAGGGGAUGGCGGGCGAACAGUUGAAAGAUCAAUUGAAGCUUCUAGGCGACGAUAUGGCUUUGUCACAUCCGAUCAUGGCGCCGUGGCUCAAGAAGAAGAUGCCUGCGCUCCUUAAGCGCCACUUGGACCCCAUUCCCUUUCUUCCCGACCCUACCAAAUCAUUGAUACCGCCCAAGGUUUCUGAUACACAGGCCCAGACUCAAGAAGAUACGGAAAUGGGCGACGCAGAUAACGCUAGCCUCACAGAGCCCAAAUCUGUGUCAUCUUGGGCUGAACUUGGGGCGAAACUCAUCAACUGCCUCGAGACUACAGCCGAAGCUUUCGAUACAUGCGAUGGAAUUGUCGAAAGUAGCCUGGAAGAUGUUCCAAUAGAAACACCACCAAACGAAAUCGAAAGCGUUGCGUCGGAAAUCGAGGUCGCAGUCACAAAGCCCACCGAAACAGAGAAAUCACCAGAGAAGGACUCCACCCCGAAGGAGCAAAAGGCAGGGUCCGAAGGAACCGAAGAUAGCCAGAAAACUGCGGACCAAUCUCAGAAAGAUUCGAAUGGAGCAUCAGCGAGAAAACGAUCGCAAUCUGCAGCGGGACUGCCAGAUGGAGCAGAAGAAGAAAAUGCGAUGGAAAAACGCAGCAAGCGAGUUCGACGAAGAGAAACUCUCCAAGCCGAGGAAACGACAGACCCCAAUACUUUAAUUGCUAAUCAACUGCAGCCCUAUCAAGGAGCUGACCAGAAUCUCUUCCAAAUGACAAAGAGCGUCUUGGAGCAUCUGGGCGUGGAGGACAAAUCGACAUUCGCUUUCAUCACUGAGCUUAUUGACUCAUGCGCCACUGAAAACCGACCUGGGAAAAUAACAAAUCUUGCUGCAUGCGACUUGAGUAGUGUUAUUGUUAAUUUUCGUGAAGAGGUUGCUAAGGUCUUCCUACACAAGAACGAACAAGCCAGUCUUGGACCAUCCUCUUUCCUGGAACACGCUAAAACCGGCUCGCAAGAUCAGCCCUCCAUGCCCUCUUUCAACGAAAAGCAAGGCUUGAGAUCUUUUGCCAGAAAGAUUGGAGGUUGCAGGUCGUGGAUGACAGCCGAAGACGUCGCCUAUGAAUGGGUCAGGGCUGUUAGCCAAAGUUAUGCGACAGCCAAGUGGUCAGACAAAAUGAAGCUAUCUGUGGUUCAGAUGCUAAACAAAGUGGACUCUACACUAUAUCGGAAGAUUACUGAAGAGAUGGAACUGGCUGCUGGUUCCGCUGAGAGGUUAGCAGACUUGGAGACCAUUGUGCCUAUGCUUUUUGAGCUUCAUGUCGACAUCUAUGAACUCAUCACCAAUCCUAGCAGCGUUGUGGAUUAUGCGACUCGGAUGGACACCAAGUACCGACUUGGGCGGUGGCUCGACAUUGCCUCAGCUUACCUUCGAUUGAUAGACCGCCCAGCAAACGAUCCUCUCAUAGCACGUUUCUUAUGGGCCUCAGUUCUCGUGUCUUCACACGCGGAACAGCCCCUACGUGAACACAUUCUCCUUAUGUGGACAUCUUUACGGGACCACCUUGCAGAUGAAAAGGUACCUGCAAUCUCACUCCCCAACAAUGUGGUCAUGCCGACAAUCUCUCCUGCUGCUGCUGAUCGUGAGAUCUCUAAACUGACGACAAUGGACUUCUUUCUUGGACUGUUCCAAGAUAACAUGGAUGACCCGGUCUUUGUCAUUGACACACUGGAGCCUGUUCUCAACCCAUCUACGGUGUGCGCUCCGAAUCAGGGAACAGAUUCCGAGUCAGGGGAAGACAGCGAUAGCAGUGCUAGCAGCGACACCACCGGCGCUAGCACCCUCGAUAGCAGCGACGACAGCACCGAUGACAACGACGAAAGCUCUGACGCAAGCUCCAACCAGAAGCAAAAGAAGUCCAUAUCUGAUUGCGCAAGCCAAAGCCUCAAAGAUCUCUGGAAAUUCCUCCACAACAGCAGCACGGAGCUUAGGUUGUUCCUGUGGUCACGUCUAGGAGACGCCUAUGAUGCUAUCAACUACUCUACCAAGAAAUUCUCUUGUUGCCUUAAAAGCAUUGAGUUGAUCGUAUCAGACCUGGAGGGCGAGACAUAUGCCAACACCGUACCUGAAUCUCGACGAUUGCUUUUCAUGCGUACUUUAAAAUCGCUAGACGAGCUUUUGAUUACGGCUCUCGGUUCUGCGUUGAACGAUAACACCGCCUUCGAAAUUAUCGACGAUGCCCACAUCAGAUCUACCUCAGCUGCUCUUGCCAAAGUCAACUGUUUACUGCACGUUGCAAGUCUGUGCGAAGAUGAGGUUCGAAUCGGCAUCAAGCCGGAAAGGACUGGAAAUGCCGCCUCCAAAGCUGCUUUCCAAGCACUGAAGAACAAGCUGAAGGAGAUGCAGAUUCGCGCAUGGUGUCUCCAAUACACCAUGUUCAAAGCUGGCAUCAAUAAGGAUAAUUGUAUCAUUGGACCUGAGAACGACCUUGCUGAUUAUCUCGCGGCUAUCCACCAAGUGAUUGGCAUUCGCAAAUUCUGCAAGGCUUCAAACAAGAUCUUCCUCAAGGUUAUGCGUGUCGAGCUUCUCAAGCUCAAGAACAUCGAGAACUGGGAAGAUUAUCUUGGCCAGGUUCUGUACGAUUUGCACGGUCUCAAGCUUGGCGCAGGCGUCUGGGAGGUUCAGGAUCAUGCUUGUCCCCCCGAGAAGCUUGAAAAACGACAGACUAUGCAGCUUGUGGAAAGAGUUUGCAUUCUUGCAAAUCGCAUGCCCAUGAAGGACCUACUCAAGUCAGAUCUCAAGACAACGAUUGAUCACAUGCAGCAGACAAUUGGCCAGACAAAGUCAACACCGCAGAUGUAUCACAACCUGCGUAAUUUUACUGAGUAUCUGAAAAAGCCAAUUCACCCCCUGCGUUUGUACCGCGCCCUUAUUGGAGACGUUUCCGUAGACGCUGUGUCUGUCAAUACCCCUGAGACUAUUCUUGCCACACAUGGCUGGUUCUUCUUGCUAGGCAUGAUGGCACUGACAAAGUUCAAGGGUGUUGAGCUCAACCGCCGUCAAACCCCUGGCGCAACUGACGAUCUACGCAUCGGUGCGACCUUCCUGCGGCUGCAGCUCCAAUUCACUGCAGACAGAUGGGAUGCUUGGUUCCGUCUAGCCGAGUGUUUUGACUACGAGCUGGAUGAGGCGGUUCUUUGGACUGCUGACAAGAUGAAUAAGGAGCGCCCUGAGCUGGUUAAAUUCCAGCGAAAUGCAAUUCACUGCUACACACUCGCACUGUCACAUUCCCGCAAUUUGGACAUCGAAACCCACGAUGGAGAUCCUCUCCAUGAUCUCUACCACAAGUUUGCUAUGAGGAUGUAUGCAUCAAGCCGAGAGCCUUUUGCCAUGGAGCCGUUCCAGCAUUCUGAUCAGGAGAGAUACUUCAUUGAAGAUAUGGGCAUAGGAACCUUCAAAAGAAUACUGCACUCCCAGAUGAAUAAAUACAAGGUUUGGAAAUUUGCAGCAAAGCUGUUCAGGAUGGCCAUGGAUCGAAAGCCAGACAACUGGAAGAACCCUUACAUGCUUUCCAAGUGUUAUUGGAAGAUGUAUCAGACUCCCGAUGACCAACUCGAUGUUAAAGACAUAACGUCCAAGAUCGGCCUGAUGACGCUAAUCGACACCCUUAAGAAAGCCGUGGAAGUGGCACACAAUGCUCGAAGAGGGAGGAACACAGAUCCCAUCUUUGAACCGCACUACAAGAUCGUUACUAUUCUUCACAAGUUGGUGAUACGAGGUGAUGUGCCAGCGAAGGAUGCUGCUGAGAUCUUAUCCGAGCAGCCAUUCGGCCUGGAAGUCAACCCUGAUGACCAUUUUGCUUCCUUCUCGGCACUUGAAGACUGGGAAGAAUAUAUUAUUCGUAAUCUUUCCAAGCUCAAAGAGAAGGAUAAGGCCAAUUGGCAGCAUCGCAUCAUCAUCAGACAUGCGAAGAUCCUGUUUGACGAGGCUACCGAAGUGUCAAGCGAGGAUAGACUUGUGAAUGCGAAGGCUGCGUUCGGUGUCCUCAGGGAUAGUAUGUUUACCAAGACUAUGGUCAUGAACGUAUGGAAGUGUGAUGCAGAGAGACCUGGCCGUCACCACGUAUACACAGAACAAUACGUGCGCCUUAUGACUAAGUUGCUGGUCAUUAUGAACGACCGGGGCAAUUUGGAGCAACUCUUGAGACGCCUUAGGAAGAAGGGUGCCGACUUUUACCAUUUCACGGAUCUCUGGCAAUCUUGCUGCAUGGCCUACCUCAAACUCCUACGUCAGGGUUACAAUGUGUCGCCUGUCGCUGACGAUGCGUUCAAGGCACUGUCGAGCGAAGAGUUUGAGGUUGUGGGCGAGCGGAUUGCUGAUUGGGCUGCAAGCGACGGCGCUGAAAAUCCGCUCUUCAAUUGUAUGAAGGAAGCGAUCGAAUUUAAGAAGCUUAAUGCCAAUCUUAUGAAAGUGGCGCCCAUCGACGACCUUCUUUAUGAUUGUUACUCCAGAAUCUAUUCUGAGAUAGCCAAGACUCUGCCUGGACCAGACCCCAGCAAGGUUGUGGAGGAGCGGCAUCAUGCGAAGGAGGUUGCAGCUCAGCUCGAAGCAGCACAGACAGAGACCAAGGUCACGAGUUCUCUCGCCAGUAUUCUCAAUGCCCCUAAUGGACAGGAGAGUAUCACUGGCACAGCGACUCCCAUGGAAACAGAGAAACAAGAGGCCGCGCCACGGUCCAGGAAAACCGGCGUUAGACGGCCAGACGUAUUACGAAAGGCUGAACAAGCGGUUAUCAGAGCUCUGGAGGCGCCCAAGCCAAACAAGAGCCGAGUGGGCAGCGUUUCGAGCGGCAAGCGUGGUAGCCGCACACCCAAUCAACGGGCAAGCGAUGCUGGAAGUGAGGAAGAUGGGCCUGAUUCGCAGAUCCGGCGUGAAGCUGGCCAUGACGGCGAUGUGGAUAUGAAGGAUGCCGGCGACGAGAAUGAAGAAGAUCACGGAGAAGAAGAGCAUGACGAAGAGAACGAAGACGAACAGGAUGAAGAGCAUGACGAAGCUGCUGAAGAUGAGAAUGCUGAAGAGCAUGGCGUCGAAGAAAAGGCCGACAGCGAGACAGGCAGCAUCGAAGACUCGGCUGAUGAUGAGAGUGACCUUAGUGACGUACCUGAGGACUACGACGAAGAAGUGCCUCCGGGACUUAGGUUCUCUAACCUUGGACAUCAGUCAGAAGAAUCCAGCGGAGAAGACGCCGACAGUGAAAGCGAAGGGGACGACGAAGCUGAGGAGAGUGACGGCGAAGAAGAGGCCGAGGAGGAAGCGGAGGGCGAAGAGACAUUAGGCAUCGAGGACACAGAGUUGGCGGAUGAGGAUGAGGAUGAAGACGAGGAGCAGCCUAAGAGAUCUGGUAGCUGGGCAGCGAAUGAUUCUAUACGGGCUGUGGGCUGGUGA
This is a messenger RNA of Fusarium graminearum PH-1, 6063 nucleotides long. RefSeq lists its product as uncharacterized. The record is from RefSeq and is a predicted model, not a curated record. Gene Ontology annotation, molecular function: nucleosome binding. NCBI's taxonomy places the organism in Eukaryota, Fungi, Ascomycota, Sordariomycetes, Hypocreales, Nectriaceae. The transcript is spliced from 4 exons. The coding region runs from base 1 to 6063 and encodes 2020 amino acids. Gene Ontology annotation, cellular component: HIR complex; nucleus. Gene Ontology annotation, biological process: chromatin organization.